Messenger RNA from Pecten maximus, 3315 nucleotides. RefSeq names its product vacuolar protein sorting-associated protein 16 homolog. Gene Ontology annotation, cellular component: HOPS complex; endosome; lysosomal membrane. The record is from RefSeq and is a predicted model, not a curated record. Lineage: Eukaryota; Metazoa; Mollusca; Bivalvia; Pectinida; Pectinidae. Bases 74 to 2563 code for a protein of 829 amino acids. The transcript has 23 exons. Gene Ontology annotation, biological process: vacuole fusion, non-autophagic; intracellular protein transport; endosomal transport. Gene Ontology annotation, molecular function: actin binding.
AAGGCGGAACGAGAGAACAUCGAUACCUCCGCAAAGAUCAUUCGUCGGGUAUCUUCCUUAAAACUGGGUUGGCAUGGCAACUGCGGACUGGAAUCCGCUUGGCGAUGUUUAUUUCAAAAAAAAUGAGCUCUAUGCCAUGGGAUGGAGUGAUGUUAUUGACCUUGAUAAGUUUACUGUUGCUUCAGCCCCCUACGGAGGACCAAUCGCUCUGUACCGAGAUGACUCGAAGACGGCACGCGUCCAAGUGUCCACCAAACCUAUCAUAACGGUCUUCACAGCUGCUGGUAACCAAAUCAGUCAGAUGAGGUGGAGCAGUGGUCAAGUGGUCAAGAUGGGGUGGUCAAACACGGAGGAUCUGCUUUGUGUUCAGGAUGAUGGCAUGGUUCUGUCCUACGACAUGUUCCUCAAUUUCAAACGCAUGUUUGGCAUGGGACAGGAAGCCAAGGACGUGAAGGUGUUAGAUUGUGAGAUAUUUAACAGUUUCCAGGGGACAGGGAUCGCCGUGCUGACCAGCACCUUCCGUAUCUUCAUCAUUAACAGUGUGGAUGACCCCAGGAUACGGAGACUGGCUGAGGUCCCAGGUUUACAAACAGCUCCUAGUAGCUGGGCUGUUCUAAAUCUUGAUCGACAGUCCCGAGCGUUGGUCGCGAAGGGUCACGAGCUGUUCCUGAUUGACCACGGGGGUCAAUAUCAAAAUCAGACACCACAAACAAGCACAGAGGUCAAAGAGUACAUACAAAUGGCACUGUCCUUCAACAACAAGUUCCUAGCUCUGUAUACCGACACUGGUGUUAUCCUCAUCUGUUCCUCAGAUUUACAGAAAGUUUACUGUGAAUUUAACACCAAGACAGAAACUUGCCCUCGCCAGUUGAUGUGGUGUGGGAUCGGAGCAGUGGUGGCUCUGUGGGGUACCCUGAUGGUGGUUGUGGGGCCUCAGAAAGACUGGAUACGAUAUAACUUUGAGUCACCAGUCCACUUAGUACAAGAGAUGGACGGCACCAGAAUCAUCGGCAAUUACCAGCAUGAGUUCCUCCACAAAGUACCGGAGGUGACAGAGCACAUAUUUAAGAUAGGAUCUAUGGAGCCGGGGGCAAUGUUGUAUGAAGCAUCUCGAGAAUUUCAUAAAGGAUCCCAGAAAGCUGAUGAGUACAUCCGUAUGAUCAAAGACAAGCUCGAAGUCGCUGUAAACCAGUGUAUAGAAGCCGCAGGGUUUGAGAUAGAAACUGACAAACAGAAAGCUUUACUACGGGCGGCGACGUUUGGGAAGUGUUUUCUCACGGACUACAGCCCCGAGACGUUUGUCAAUAUGUGUCAGAUGUUACGUGUCAUUAACCAAGUCCGCCAUCACAAGAUCGGAAUCCCCAUCACUUACACACAAUUGGAGCAUCUCUCUAUGGCUGUAAUGAUUGAUAGGUUAGUUCUCAGGAAGAUGUUUCACCUCGCCAUCAAAAUAUGUCAGUAUCUCAAGAUCCCGGACCAGGAGGGAGCUAGUCGAAUUCUGGCUCAUUGGGCCUGUUACAAGGUAAAACAGAAGAAUGAAGAUGAUGAGACAAUAGCUCGAGCCAUCGCUCAGAAACUUGGUGAUACCCCUGGUGUGUCGUACUGUGAUAUCGCUAGUCAAGCUCUGGAAUGCGGCCGAACAGACUUGGCCAUUAGGUUGUUGGACUUUGAGCCCCGAGCAGCCCAACAGGUUCCCCUCCUUAUGAAGAUGAGCAAAGACCAGCUGGCUUUAUCUAAGGCCAUAGAGAGUGGGGACACUGACCUUGUUUACACAGUGCUUCUGAAGCUCAAGAAUGAUAUGAAAGAUGGAGAUUUCUUCAUGGCCAUCAGAAACAUGCCCAUAGCCUAUUCUCUCUUUAUACAGUAUUGUCGCCACCAAAAUCCACAGAUGAUGGAGGAUCUAUAUUAUCAGGAGGACAACUUCCUGGAGGAGGCCAACUGUAAGGUGGUCAAGAGUUUUGAUGAUGAAAGACUGGAUGACAGAUGUGAAACAUUAAAACAAGCUAUGAACUGCUACGCUAGAGCUAAGAACGAAUUUGCUGUCAAGCAAACAGAUGAGCAGAUGAAGUUACUGAGGUACCAGCGACGGAUGGAGGAGGAGUUUAACCGUCCUUAUAUGGACCUGUCUCUACACCAGACCAUAUAUAGACUUAUUGUGGAGAACAGUCACAAACCUGCUGAACAGCUACGCAAGGAAUUCAAGGUCCCAGAGAGGAGGUACUGGUGGUUACGGAUGCAUGCCCUUGGACAAGCAGGUGAAUGGGCCGAGUUAGAAAGAUUCUCCAAGUCGAAGAAACCCCCUGUAGGACUAGAGGCAUUUGUAGAAGUGUGUUCCAAACACAAAAAUGUAGCAGAAGCCAUGAAGUAUAUAGCCAGAGUUCAACCAGAUCAGAAGGUCAAAUGCCUGCUGAAGAUUGGUCAGAAGAAAUCUGCUGCGGAGGCUGCGUUUGAGAACCACAGUGAGGACGACCUGAACUUAGUGUUACAGAAAUGUGGAGCUGCUGACAAACAAUUGGUAGAAAAUAUACGCUCAAUGAAACAACAGCUUGGUGGCCGCAGAUAGCAGGGUCUGGGAUGGGGGUCUUAAAGGAACCUGGGGGUGGGGUUUAGGGAGGGGACUGAUGAAAAGACUAGGGGUGGGAAUACAGGUCAGGGACAGAUAACAUAAAUCCUGGUGUAAAGUCAUCUAAAAAAAUUAUCAAAUCAAAACUUUGAAAAAUUAUCUUGUGAAUUUUGAAGAAGUUUCCCGCGCUUUUUUUUUGAGACACAAGCACGUUUUGAAGUCUACAUUUCUACUGAAUAGAUAUGUACCUGGAUGUAUUUCACAUGUCAUUAAAGGAGAUAGGGAAAGUGUGCAAUGAACUCUACUCGAGAAGAUACCGGUAGACGAAAUAUGCUGUACGGAGCGGUUAUCUUGUUACAAGGUACCUACGGUGUUGUAUACAGUGAGAGGAAGCCGACAUUUAUGAAGUCUGUAAACAAUCUUUCCCCGACAGCUAGUCUGAAAUUUACAUAAAUUUCCUUGUAACCUUUUAGACUACAAUCAUAUGUAGUUGUUCAUUUCUAUAAAUCUUAAUUUAGACUUUUCGUUAUCUAUAAGCUGUGAUCUGUUAUAGAAUGCCCUUGGUGUAGACAUAAGCUACUGUGUCUGGUUUUCUAUGUGUUAAGUUGUUUAAGUUACAAUUUGUCAGGAAGAUAGUGUGGGAGUAAUGUAUGUUAAGUGAUGAGAGGAAAGCGAAAAGUAUGUUUUAUGAUUUUUUUUUUUUUGUGUAUGAUGAUUAAAACUAAUAUAUGGAUCCUUCAAAUGUUUCUGUA